CUCCACGUCCAUAUGUCAGGAACGCCUGACGAUUUCUACGUUUUAUGAGCGUUUUAUCCGAUCUCGUUACAGUCAGUAACUACUUCUGAUUUAAGAGCAGAUCUGACUCAUUAUGGGGAAAGAAAAAGGUGGUUUCUUAACACCCAAGGCUAUCAGUAAUCGGAUCAAGGCCAAAGGCUUACAGAAAUUACGUUGGUUUUGUCAGAUGUGUCAAAAACAGUGUCGAGAUGAGAAUGGUUUUAAYUGCCAUACGUCCUCAGAGUCUCACCAAAGACAGCUGCUACUCUUUGCUGACAAUCCACAUAAAUUCAUUGAUUCGUUUUCAAGGGAAUUUCAAGAUGAUUUUCUCAAGCUAUUGAAAAGAAGAUGUGGGACUAAGAGAGUGAGUGCUAAUCAGAUAUAUCAAGAAUACAUCAGUGACAGAUUGCAUACUCACAUGAAUGCUACGCAGUGGGAAACAUUAACACAAUUUGUCAAYUGGCUGGGAAGAGAAGGAUUAUGUACAGUGGACCAUACAGAAAAGGGUUGGUUUAUUACAUAUAUUGACAGAGAUCCAGAGGCUCUUGAAAGGCAGAAAGCUCUUGAUGCUAAAGAGAAGGCUGAUCUUGAUGAUGCAGACAAACAAGCUAAAUUACUCCAAAAACAAAUCGACAGAGAAUUAGCAAGAAAGAAGGAUGAGCCCGAGGUACAAUUCACAGAACUACAAAGAGAAAGUGAAGAAGAGAAAGUUAUUUUUAGCCUUAAUACUGGCAAUAAACAAACAACUGGUGAUGCUGGUCAAAGUGGUUUGGCAACAAGCCAGCAAGGAACAGAAAAGCCAAAGACACAAAAUCCACUGGAAAGUUUAGCUUCAUCUAGUCAAAAGAAUAAAGAUAAACCAUCAAGUAAAGAUUCAAAAGAUAAAGAAAGUCGGAAGCGAAAAUCAGCUAUGGAGGAAAUCAUGGAGUUGGAGAAAAUCAAGAAAGAGAAGAUGAGUAAAAAAGACUAUUGGCUCUGCAAGGAUAUCAUUGUCAAAGUUGUAUACAAAAAACUUGGYGAAAAGUAUUACAAAAAGAAGGGCGUUGUCAAGAGUGUUGAGAACCGUUAUGUUGGCAUUGUUAAGAUGCUAGACAGUGGAGAUACAAUCAAAAUAGAUCAAGAACACUUGGAAACUGUAAUACCAGCCGUUGGCAAAAGUGUACUUGUUGUUAAUGGACAGUACAGAGGAAUGACUGCAAGAAUGGUGGRACUGGAUGAGAAAUCAUUUUCCGUGACUAUUGAGCUAAAAGAGGUAUAUAAGAAGCUAAAUUAUGCCAUUAUUGCAAAUUUACAUAACAUUCAAAUGUUUUGUUUUUUACGUUUGUCUAGGGCCCAGAAAGAGGAAGAGUUGUAAAUAAGAUUCCUUAUGAAGACAUCUGUAAACUUGAUGUGCAAGGCUGAGAACAAAUUUUGAAAAUACAUGUACAUAUCAAAUUGUAAAAUAAAUGGUUAGAGUAAAGCA
This is a messenger RNA of Exaiptasia diaphana, 1480 nucleotides long. Its product is annotated as DNA/RNA-binding protein KIN17. Gene Ontology annotation, molecular function: double-stranded DNA binding. The transcript is spliced from 16 exons. Gene Ontology annotation, biological process: DNA replication; DNA damage response. Gene Ontology annotation, cellular component: nucleus. Lineage: Eukaryota; Metazoa; Cnidaria; Anthozoa; Actiniaria; Aiptasiidae. The record is from RefSeq and is a predicted model, not a curated record. Bases 113 to 1372 code for a protein of 419 amino acids.